UCCCCCUCUACUCCUCUAUUCUUCCCGGGCUUUGUAAAUUAUCAAAAAGGUGUUUUCUUUUACAUGUGAGGAUGGGCGGCGUUAGAUAGAAAUUACUAUCGCGCUUUAUCACCUCCAAUGAUAAUUUUGGGUUACUUCAGGGUCUGGUUCGCGGCAUCGUACCCUGUGAUAGAGAUGAGUUCCAUACCCAAUUGUAUGCCAUAAUUUGACUGCCCACACGCCAUUCGUGCAGCCGGGUAACAAGGCUGCAGGGCAGCUGUUGCCAUAGGUGGAGAAUCAACUGGACCACGCGGCGGGGCCCCACAAUAAAUGGCCCUAUCAUACUCGUAUCAUACUCGAGCCGUGCUACGGGUAGAACCAACCUCCACCAAUCCGCCAACUCAACCAUGUCAUCCUCAACACCCAAAAAGCGCGGAGCACUAAUAGCUAUAGAAGGCCUCGACCGAGCCGGAAAAUCCACCCAAUGCCAACUCCUAAUGGACCGCCUGGCGGAAAAGAACAUACCCGCCCACUUACAAAAAUUCCCCGGUACAGCAUUCCUUCCGCCCCCCGCCCCCCGCCCCCCGCCCCCCCAUUUGCCUUCCCCAAGCUAAUCUAUCAAACACCCAAGACCGCACAACCCCCAUCGGCAAAAUGAUAAACGCCUAUCUCUCCGCCGCGACCGGCCUGGAGGACCACACGAUCCACCUCCUCUUCUCCGCGAAUCGCUGGGAACUCUCGGCGCGCAUCCUGCAACUCCUGAACGACGGCGUUACCGUCGUGCUGGAUAGAUACGUAUACUCCGGCAUCGUCUUUAGCGCCGCGAAGGGGCUUGGCCUGGACUACUGUCGCGCGCCGGACGUGGGCUUGCCGAGGGCGGACGUGGUCCUAUUCUUGGAUCUGGAUGCCGAGGUGGCGAGACGACGGGGCGGGUUCGGUGGUGAGCGGUAUGAGGUUGAGGAGGUGCAGAGGAGGGUUAGGGGUUUGUUUAAGAAGGUUGGAGAAAGGGAGGUGGACGGGAGGUGGAGGGUCGUGGAUGCUGGGCGCAGUGUGGAGGAGGUUAGGGAGAUGGUUUGGAGUGCCGUGGAGAGAGUUGUGGAGGAGGUUGUGGGGAUGGAGAUUGGGAGGUUUGAAUAGAAAAGUUUGGAUCUGGAGGGUUUCUUUUUCAACUUUUUUUAUUCUCUUUUCUCUCUCCUCCGAUUGGUAAAAGUUGACAGGGGAAAUAUGAGUAAAAGUGAUUAGCUGUACAUUAUGAAGGGGGAGGGGUGACCGUAUAUGAGCAGGUACAGGUAGAAUCCCGGAGGGUUAUGGGGGUAAGGAGGGAGAAGAGGGGAGGAAUAAAUGGACAGAAGGGAAGGAAAGAGUAAAGGAAGAGAGUAAAAAUAGAGUGAAAGAUAAAUAAAACGCCGAUAUCCAAUCCAUUCCCACAGUUCCCGUAGCCUCGCCACGUUCCAAAUCCAUCCGUCACCAGACUUUUCUUUUCAUUUUUUUUUUCUUCUCAGUCCACGUAGAAUACUCAAUUGCCGUCUAUUCCCACAUUCGCCUCUCAAUCCCUCAGCCACGCCUUCCUCUUCUCUUCCUUCCUCGCACGACGCUUCUCCUGAAAAGCCUUGACCUCCUUCCUAGUCAGCUUCCUCGUCUGCCUCUCAGCCUUCAAGCUCCGACCAUCAUGUGAGCUUGCCGCGGCAUCGACGUCAAAGUAAAAUUCCAUCUGCCUGCGGCUCUUGUUCUCGUCAUUGUAGUUUUCCGGCGCCUUGCCAUUAGCGCCUUGGAAUUUGCCAGUGAACCGGUUGAACGCCGCGCGGGAGACGUACUCCUCUUCCGCGGGCUGCGUUGCGUAGGGCGCCGUGGGAUCGUAGUCGCCGUGGAUGGCAGGGUUGUACUGGAUUCUGGUGGAAUCGGAGACGGCGGUGGGGUCGAUGGCGGUGGGAUCGGUAGCGGCGGGGUCCAGAGGGAGGGAUUCGGUGGGAACGCGUGGGUUUGUCCAGGUUGUUUCGCCAGUACGGUGAUUGAAGAAGUAGUAUGCCUGAUAGGUCUCCUCCCACACGGGUGCCCAACCAUCAUCCUCGGUUGCAUCCCCUGGAGGGGGACCUUCGGGUAAUGGGGGGGGGGCGUCGCCAGCGGCGGCCUGUGCGUGUCCAUUUGUGUCGGGAGAAUCCGCUAGAGGCUCAUUUGGCGGUGGGGAUGCCACUUCGCCUUCUUCUUCAUCAUCCGGAUCUUCUCCUUCGUCCUCUUCCCUCCCACUCCCCGAGCUCUCCCCAUCUUCUUCCUCUCCCUCUUCCAGCUCAUGAGAAUUCUCAUCUUCGCUGUCAGACUUCUCGCUAGUGUCAAUCUCCCCUUCCUUGUCCUUUUUUCUCUUCUCCUCGGCUUCAACAGCUGCUUUCACCCGAUCAGGAGUACGUGAUUUUGACCGCGAGCGCGCAGAUUGCGGGGAAUGUGAGCGCGUGCGUGGGGAAGACAUUGCGAGUCUCAGGUGAGGUCGGCUGCUCGAUUUCCGUGA
This is a messenger RNA of Tuber aestivum (summer truffle), 2479 nucleotides long. Lineage: Eukaryota; Fungi; Ascomycota; Pezizomycetes; Pezizales; Tuberaceae. The record is from the annotation of a GenBank genome assembly.